Molecule: messenger RNA, 2820 nt
Organism: Colletotrichum graminicola M1.001
Lineage: Eukaryota; Fungi; Ascomycota; Sordariomycetes; Glomerellales; Glomerellaceae
Product: fungal specific transcription factor domain-containing protein
Exons: 4
Coding region: 1-2820 (939 amino acids)
Biological process (GO): regulation of DNA-templated transcription; DNA-templated transcription
Molecular function (GO): zinc ion binding; DNA-binding transcription factor activity, RNA polymerase II-specific; DNA binding
Source: RefSeq, a predicted model, not a curated record
AUGGCGACUGAAACGAUCACCACGCCAGCCCUCGAGGCCACCCCCGCCGCCGACCCGGCCCCCGAUCUAUCGGAAUUAACGACUACCACCGCAGAGGAGCUGGCGUCUUUGGACCAGCACGACCAGCACGACGACUCCAACGACACCUCGUCGGAUCAGGAGCUGGGCAAGAAGCGCUCCUCGGAGGCCGCAGACCUAAAGGAUGGCGCGCCCCCGGCCAAGGUGACAAAGCGCAGAGCCGCCCGCGCCUGUGUGAGCUGUCGCGCACGCAAAGUUCGCUGCGACGUCGUUGAAGGCGCUCCCUGCGGCAACUGCAGAUGGGACAAUGUCGAGUGCAUUGUUCAGGAGAGCCGCCGACGAAAGAAAACCCUCUUGACUGCCAGCACGGCGGGGCACUUGGGUGCUGAGGCUCAAUUACGCUCCAAGGGCGCGAAUCCAGUCAACAUUCACAGCAGCGCGGAGCUGCGCCGACCCAGCAAUGCCUCGGUAGCUUCGGUCAACGGAUCAGUUGCAGCGAAUCCCGUCUCGGCGCCUGCUUUGCCCCUGGGCGCGACUCCAACGAUCGGUACCGGAGCUGCAGCUAUGACUGGAGUUGGCCCAGGACUUCUUGGGGGACUCUCGGCUCCCAGCGGCCCUUCAAAUGGGCUCGAGGGUCACGUCCCUCACAUGAUUUACCAACGUUCGGGGUACCGUCAUGACAACGCAGCGCUGCUCACCAAGCUGCAAUCGGCCGCAGCCGCAGCGUCAGCCGACAGUAAUUCUCGCCGCCUGCUGUCGAACCUCCUUGCCCAGGCCUCCCUCUUCGGCGGCAUAACCAACGGCGACGGGCGGACGAGUCAAUUCCUUGCCUCCCUGGAGGAGCCCGACCUUCACGCCCAGCUCCCAGCUUUCGUGAAACCGCUCCCCGCCAAGAUCGCCCAGGAGGAUGUUACCUACUUGCAUGCAAAGGGGGCACUUACUCUACCCGCCCUGCCACUGCAGAAUGCCCUGUUGCAGGCAUACAUCGAAUACGUUCAUCCGUACAUGCCUUUGCUUGAGCUGUACGACUUUCUGGCCGUCAUCAAUGCCCAGGAUGGGCUGGCCGGUCAGAUCAGCCUGUUUCUCUACCAGGCCGUCAUGUUCGCCGCUACCGCAUUUGUCGACAUGAAGGUCCUCCGCGAGGCCGGCUAUCCCACGCGUAAGGCCGCCAGGAAGGCCUUCUUCCAGAAGACGAGGCUGCUCUACGACUUUGACUACGAGUCGGACCGCCUCAUACUCGUCCAGGCCCUCUUGUUGAUGACGUACUGGUACGAGACCCCUGACGACCAAAAAGAUACAUGGCAUUGGAUGGGCGUCGCCAUCUCCCUGGCCCACACCAUUGGCCUGCACCGCGACCCGGCCGCAACGAGCAUGCCGGUCCAGAAGCAGAAGCUAUGGAAGCGCAUCUGGUGGUCGUGUUUCAUGCGCGACCGCUUGAUUGCCCUGGGCAUGCGCCGGCCCACCCGCAUCAAAGACGAGGACUUUGACGUACCCAUGCUGCAGGAGUCCGACUUCGAGUUGGAGAUCCUCCCCGAAGAGAACAAGAUCGUUCCCGCCGAGUGCAUGCUGCUCCGCGAUGUCUCGAUGCAGCGGGAGUUGGCUGCCUUGUGUAUCUCCAAGGCCAGGCUCUGCAUCUGCAUCAGUCACAUGCUCAAGGCGCAGUACUCCGUCCUCAUCCGCGACAAGAUGCGCCCCGAGAACACCGUCAACAGCACAAUGAUGCUGUUCCCCAACAAGAAGCUCGACAACGUCGAGAGCGUGGCCUCGGUCGACCUGGAGCUCAUGGCCUGGGCGGACACGUUGCCUGCCAUCUGCCAGUACCGCCCUCUGACGCCUCUCGAUGUCAAGAAUGGACGGUCGACGGUCGCCGUCCAGCGCACGCUGUUGCACAUGGUCUACUACACCACGAUCUCGGCGCUGCAUCGGCCACAAUUCCUGCCCUCAUCUCCCGUCCACGCGCCGACGACCUCCAGGCAGGUGCAGGAGAUGUCUCGUCUGAGGGUCCGCGACGCCGCGAUGCACGUCACCCGAAUGGCCGCUGAGCUCCACCAGCUGCGCCUGGAGCGGUACCUCCCCACCACCGGGGUCACGGUCAUCCUGCCCGCGAUGAUCAUCCAUCUUCUGGAAAUGAAGAACCCCGUGUCGCAGUCGAGAGACCGCGCCACCCGUGGCUUCCGCCAGUGCAUGCGCGUCAUGGAGAAGUUGCGCGAGAUCUAUGCUGCCGCCGACUACGCCACAGGCUUUCUGGAUGCGGCCCUGCGCAAAGCCGCCAUCGAUAUUAAUCUUCAGCAGACCGCUGCGCCCAUGACGCAGCAGAACCUCAAGCUCGCCGAGCCGACUUUCGGCGCCCAGACGCCCCCGCCCGACAACCUGCCGUACGUAACGACCGGCGAGGCCCUCUUCGCGACCAAACCGAAUCCGCAGCGUGAUUUCCUUCCACAGACCAUCAACGCUGCGGCGCUCGACCUGUCGGCUGCGAGCCCGCCGCAAACCGAGAAAGAUCACGAGUCGGCUCUGGGCGGCAUGACGCCGAGUGCGAGUGGCAGCUCCGAGGAGCCCGGACCGCUCGACCUCGAGUUCAUGCAGACUCAGGAAGAAAUCGACUGGAACGCCAUGACGGGGACGGAGUUCGACGUCGACCAGUGGUUGCAGUUUCCGCCUGAAGGUGUAAACAACUCGGACGAGGGGUUCAUGUCCAACGUCUUCGGCGAGGAGAGCAUGAACGAUGCCAUGAAUUGGGCGGCAUCGGGCAUUAAUACGAAAGAGGGUGACGGCACGGCAGAGGUUGCUACCCUUGCGUGA